This is a messenger RNA of Perca fluviatilis (European perch), 2070 nucleotides long. RefSeq names its product solute carrier family 3 member 1 (gene slc3a1). The coding region runs from base 1 to 2070 and encodes 689 amino acids. The transcript is spliced from 10 exons. The record is from RefSeq and is a predicted model, not a curated record. NCBI's taxonomy places the organism in Eukaryota, Metazoa, Chordata, Actinopteri, Perciformes, Percidae. Gene Ontology annotation, biological process: carbohydrate metabolic process; amino acid transport.
AUGAGUUUAAAAAAAGGGCCCGGUAGUAGGCCUAUGGAGCUGGGGGAGUGCACCAGAAACCCCGGGUAUCAGGAUGUAGAAGGCGGUGGGUCAGCGGCGGAAACCAUCAACGCCGACCCCGGGGAGAAGCACGACUCCGCCGCGCCGAAGCUGGACCCAGACGCGGCUGAGGAGUACACGCAGAUCAAACCUUACGCCGGGAUGCCCAAGGAGGUGUUGCUGCAGUACUCCUCCCAGGCCCGGUACCGAGUGCCCCGAGAGAUCCUGUUCUGGCUGACUGUGGCUUGCACCCUGGUGCUGGUGGCGCUCACCAUCACGGUGAUCGCGCUGUCGCCGCGGUGCCUGCAGUGGUGGCAGGCCUCCCCGGUGUACCAGGUUUAUCCCCGGUCCUUUAAAGACUCCAACGGAGACGGGGUCGGAGACCUCAAAGGAAUUCAGGAGCAGCUGGAUCACUUCCUGUACCUGAAGGUCAAGUCAGUUUGGAUCAGUCCUUUCUACCUCUCUCCCAUGAAGGACUUCGGCUACGAUGUGGAAGAUUUCCGGGCCAUCGACCCGCUCUUUGGAACCAUGCGAGACUUUGAAGAGCUCCUGGCUGAAAUGCACAACAAAGGUUUGAAGCUGAUCAUGGAUUUCAUUCCCAAUCACACCAGUGACCGACACCGCUGGUUCAAUUUGAGCCGAACAAGAGAUCCUCACUACAAGGAUUACUACGUCUGGACCGACUGCAAUGCAACCGCACCGAGGCCUAAUAAUUGGGUGAGUGUGUUUGGGAACUCGUCGUGGACUUAUGAUGACGUUAGAGGACAAUGCUACCUGCACCAGUUCCUCAAGGAGCAACCAGACCUGAACUUCAGAAACCCAAAUGUCUACAAAGAGAUGACCGACAUUAUUCAUUUCUGGCUGGAGAAGGGAGUGGACGGGUUCCGGAUGGAUGCAGUGAAGCACAUGCUGGAGGCCACACACUUGAGGGAUGAACCACAGGUGGACCCGAGCAAACCAGCAGAAUCUGUAAAGACAGAGUUUGACCUCCACCAUGACUACACCUACACUCAGCUGGGUUUGCAUGACCUGCUGAGAGGCUGGAGGGCAGUGCUGGAUGUCUACAGCCGGGAGCCUGGAAAAUACAGGUUCAUGGUCAUGGAGUCCUAUGAUUACCAGGAGGUGGAAAAGACCAUGAUGUACUAUGGCACCCCACUGGUUAGAGAAAGCGACUUCCCCUUUAACUUUUACCUGCUGUACCUGCCUCAGAACACCAGUGGCUUGUGGGUUAAAGAUCUGGUCCAUUUGUGGAUGGCCAACAUGCCCAAGGGAAAAUGGCCCAACUGGGUGGUUGGGAACCAUGACAAGCCUCGAAUUGCCUCAAGUGCAGGUCAGACCUACAUACGUGUCAUCAACAUGCUGCUGCUGACCCUCCCAGGCACGCCCACCACCUACUAUGGCGAGGAGAUCGGCAUGGAGAACAUUAAUGUCACUGACAGUCAGAUACAGGAUCCUGCUGGCAAAUACAAUGCUAGUGCCAGUCGGGACCCUGGGCGGUCUCCAAUGCAGUGGAGUGGUGACAUGAAUGCAGGAUUUAACAUCAAAACAAACAGCACCUGGCUGCCUGUACACCCUGACUACACAAGUGUCAAUGUGGAGGUCCAAAAGAAAGAUGAAGGCUCUGUUCUGGCUCAGUACCGUUUCCUGAACACCCUGCGUCAGUCAGAGCUCCCCCUUCACCGUGGAUGGUUCUGCUACGUCCACGCUGACGCCAGUGUCUUCUCUUACCUCAGAGAGCUGGAUGGGCUUGACCGAGCUUUUCUCAUGGUGCUUAACUUUGGUAAAGAAUCUGCCACCACAGAUCUCUCCUCUAUUCGGGAGUUGCCAGACCAGUUGAAGGUGCUGAUGAGCACAAACCAAAUCAAUAACGGCAAGGUGUUGCAAAAGUCUCGUGUCCUGACGGAGGCAGGAGAGGGUUUGGUGAUUCGCUACUCCACCCACACUCGGUUUAACCCCAACCACCCCGAACAGUGCUACGUCUCUGAGAAGGCCUGCUAUUUGAGUGCCAUGGACAUACUUUAUAAAUGCUAA